This is a messenger RNA of Larimichthys crocea (large yellow croaker), 2265 nucleotides long. It is a transcript of the gene donson, whose product is annotated as DNA replication fork stabilization factor DONSON. Gene Ontology annotation, cellular component: nucleus. The coding region runs from base 142 to 2019 and encodes 625 amino acids. The record is from RefSeq and is a predicted model, not a curated record. Gene Ontology annotation, biological process: nuclear DNA replication. NCBI's taxonomy places the organism in Eukaryota, Metazoa, Chordata, Actinopteri, Sciaenidae. The transcript is spliced from 12 exons.
CACGAGACUCUCGGCGUCACUCAACUCGGCGCCAAACUUGUAAAGCGCGGAAGGCGGCGCAGUGAAAACCCGGCGGGUCCGCAGAUGUUAGUGUUUGGUCGUUGAACUUUGGGUAUUUCUGAUAAAUUAUUCCUCUUUAGGAUGUCUCAACCGGCAGGAUAUUCGCCCAGCUUCAAGCGACCGGCGGAAAUCAUGCGAAUGAGGAGGAGGAGAAGAGCCCGAAGCGACGCCGGUGUCUCCUCCAGCCCGAGCGGCCAGGGUUCCACUAGCAGUCCCGGACAAAGCGACUCUUCGCCGGCUUGCGUUCGUCCCUUCUCCCCGGGACCUCUAUUCAACGCCCAGAAUCGCUCCGGAGGUGGGAUAAAACGCAGAAACCCGUUCGCAAACAUUGAAAACACUUACAGCCCCAAAAAGAAGCUGCUCAUUUAUAACGACGACGGAAAUGCCGAAGCCGUGGACAGUGACAGGACAAGUAAAGGCACCGAGAAGGACGGAGACGAGGACAUGUCAACAAAGACUGACUGUGGAGGAGCUUUAGCUGCGAGGCUGGCUGAGACAGAAAGACAGGAGCCCCGAGAGAGUCACAGCAGGGAGUGUCUCACUUUCUCCGAAGAUGAUUCUCUGUUUGAAGAAGAGGAGGAAGACGUUAAAAGUCCACUGCUGAAGAGUCCUCAGGCCAUCGCUGCUGCCUCCAUCGCUCCUCCUGUCUGCACACAGUACCCGGCAGACUGGAGCCUGAAGACUCGCCUCCUCUUCACCUCCCCGCUCUCCCUGUCGUGGGCAGAGCACCCUAAAGCCCAGGAGGAAGCUCUGGGGCUCAGCCAGCACUGCAGAGCACAGUUUGCCACCCUGCCACACAGUCUGCAGGAUCCAAAGUCCUGCUCGGAGCUUCGCUGUGCCUUCCAGCAGAGUCUGGUGUACUGGCAGCACCCCUCCCUGCCCUGGAUCAAUCUGUUCCCCAGGAUCAACGCCGAGAGGAACUUUAGCGGGAAGAGCACCCCGUGGGCACAAGACAAAGCACUGCAGCAGAGUCUCAUGAGUGAAUGGUCCGUCAGUCUGUCGUCUCUCUACAGUCUGCUGAAGGCCAGACUGUGUCCUUACUUCUACGUCUGUUCCUAUCAGUUUACAGUGUUGUUCAGGGCAGCAGGUCUCGGGAGCUCAAGCAGAAUCUCCGCCUUGAUCUCUCCUACAACCAGAGGUUUCAGAGAGGCGAUGAAGGCUGAGGGCAUAGAGUUCAGCCUCCCUCUAGUGGAGGAGAGGAGGAAGAGCAGGGAGCAACAGAACGUGACAGUGCAGCGGGGAGAGGACGAGGAGGAGCAGCGGGAGAAAGCCCAGGAGUGUUCUGAGCUGAAAGAGGACGGGGACUGUCAGGCGGGUGAUGAUGGAGAGAACGACGACGAAGACAGCAGCUUCUCCUGGCUGAAGGAGAUGGGAGUCCAGGACAAGAUCAAGAAGCCGGACAGCAUCACCAUCCAACUUCGUAAGGAGGGCCACACCGUGUCUCUGGACCACAAGCCCGAGUCCGUGGUGCGCGUGGAGGGAUCGCACACGUUCACCCUCAUCAACUUCCUCAUCAACUGUAAGAGUGUGGUGGCUGCAGCAGGUUCACAGGCCGGGUUACCCCCAACACUGCUGGCUCCCGUCGCUUUCAGAGGGGCUGCAAUGCACACACUGAAGGCCCGCAGUGUGAACGUGAAGAGCCAGGUUGGUUCUACGUACCAGAACAUCAGCAGUCUGGAGAUCACAGGACCCAUCCUCCCCUCUUCCCUCCACACCGUCACUACCCUCCUUCGACCGGCACAGAAAGGAAACUUCUCAGCGACUCUAUACACACACGCACCUACCGCCGUCAUGAACACACACACCACCAAGGAGCAGGGUACUGGUGGAUCGGUGGACCUGUCCGGUUGCGGUCUCCACCCUGCCUCCGUCGAGCAGCUUCAGCAGCCCUCCGGUCUGGGCAAGACGGCCCUGACUCACAUCAGCAUGAACAACUACAGCUACACCUGGAAGAACUGACGGAGGCUCAUUUUAACAGGAAACAGAUUUAAACAUUGCACUGUUUUUUUUUUUUUUUUUUUUUUUUUUGUAUCUCUCUUUUAAAGCUGAUUUGAAAUAUUGAUUUAUUUUCAGGUUGAUAAAUGCAUCGUUUACCAGCUUGUUCGUGUUUUAAUUCCUUCAAGUUAGUUUUUAUUGGAUUUCAGCUGCAAUGUCACAUGUUUUGAGUUCAUAUUCCAGGAUGGCAAAUAAAUACGUUCUGUGAAA